AUGUCUAUAAAGGGGAACCUGCAAUCCCUUGUUUUUGGUUUGAAUUUCCUCAGCCAACACCAUUGCAACAUUCUCGAGAUUCUCGAAACUUCCAGCCUUCUCUCCAAUUCCACAUCCAGCAGGAUGUUUUCCUACGCAUUCUUUCUCCUCCUCGCUUGUACCGCAAAUUUAUACGCUGGUGCAUCACCAACGGCCGGCAAAAAUGCUGCUGGGAGCGUGUCUGUCGCGCGUACAGACAUUGGGUCUAACCCAAUUGCAGGACGCGAGGCCAGUAAAGAGAUCUGGAGAAUUGUAUAUAUGGAUGAAGCCCUAAAGCAUCUUCUGCCGAAAAUCCGGACGCGACAAUCAUCACUCCAGCCAGAUCCCCGGACCGUCAUUGAUGCUCUGAAAGCUGAUCUCCACUCAAAACUCAAGAUUGUCCAAGAUAAAAAGCCAAAUUUUAUCGAUGGCUGA
Molecule: messenger RNA, 453 nt
Organism: Ophidiomyces ophidiicola
Lineage: Eukaryota; Fungi; Ascomycota; Eurotiomycetes; Onygenales; Onygenaceae
Exons: 1
Coding region: 1-453 (150 amino acids)
Source: RefSeq, a predicted model, not a curated record